Messenger RNA from Oncorhynchus kisutch (coho salmon), 1453 nucleotides. RefSeq names its product histone H1.0-B-like. Gene Ontology annotation, molecular function: structural constituent of chromatin; double-stranded DNA binding; nucleosomal DNA binding. The coding region runs from base 272 to 868 and encodes 198 amino acids. Gene Ontology annotation, biological process: nucleosome assembly; chromosome condensation; negative regulation of DNA recombination. The record is from RefSeq and is a predicted model, not a curated record. The transcript has a single exon. Gene Ontology annotation, cellular component: nucleosome; nucleus. Lineage: Eukaryota; Metazoa; Chordata; Actinopteri; Salmoniformes; Salmonidae.
GUCCGCGCUUAGGCUUCAUAAAGUCAGAGGAGCGCUUGUAGAAUAAUAUACAUUAAGAGACAAUCAGCUGUGACGCUCCAUCGUGUGUGUCAAACAUAUAGUACUCACAACUUUUUUUAUUAUAAGCUUUGCGUUCUCACAAACCAGGACCUUUUCUGGAAUAUUAUACGUUUGGAAAUAUUAAUUUAGAAACGUGUGACGCUCUGUGACAGACGUUUGCCGGGAAUACUCGAACUGAACCUGCAUAUUCAACCACUUUUAAGAGUCAACAAUGGCAGAGACGGUGGCAGCUCCAGCCCCAAAAGCUAAAAAGGCGAAGGCACCCAAGAAAGCUGCUUCACACCCGAAAUACUCGGAUAUGAUUAUGGCGGCCGUCCAGGCAGACAAAAGCCGUGGAGGUGCGUCCAGACAAUCUGUCCAGAAGUACAUCAAGAGCCACUACAAGGUGGGAGACAAUGCCGAUUCCCAGAUUAAGCUGUCUCUGAAGAGGAUGGUGAGUGGCGGGGUCCUGCGCCACACCAAAGGCAUCGGCGCAUCAGGCUCCUUCAAACUGGCUAAAGCAGAGGACACCAAAAAGGCGCCUAAAGCUAAAGCCGUUGUGAAACCAAAGAAGUCGCCUGUGAAAGUCGCCAAGCCCAAGAAGGUAGCAAAACCCAAGAAGGUGGCCAAAUCACCAGCAAAAGCCAAGAAAGCGAAAGUGUCAGUGAAGAAAGUGAAAAAGUCCCCGAAGAAAGCGGCACCAAAGCCCAAGAAAGUAGUAAAGAAAGCCAAGGUGGCAAAGCCAGCCAGGGCAGCCAAGCCCAAGAAGGCCAAAGCUGCAAAACCCAAACCCAAGGCAGCAGCCAAGAAAGCCACAAAGAAAAAGUAAAAUGGACAUCACAGAGAGACUUGUAAAUACUUUGAGGAAAUGUUUCUGUAUAUGUCAUAUUAUUUUUGUAUGGUCUCAUGCGAAUUGAUCCGUUUUUACAGAUCGUUUUCCACUCCAUUGCACUAUAUGAUGCUGUAAAAAGUGGGUCUGGAAUUAAAGCAUUUUUUUUGUAACAGCAUUAAUUGUUAGGCUACUAUUUAUUACUCCUCUCUGAACCUUGGAAACCUGAGGCAUAUGGACCUGUUAGAAAAUGUAUGUGACACUAAUCAGGAAUUAUUAUUGAUUAGGCUAUUGGAACAAGUGAAUAGUUCUUGAUCUCUGUGCACGAGGUCAUUCUGAAAAUACACUUGUUUCAAUAGCGAGCAUUGUUGAGCUACACAAAGUAUAGAACUGUGUAGGCAUGGGCAUCAGCAAGAUUUUCAAGUGAUGGUAUGGCUCCAAAUGUGGACUCUAUGCUAUUUUUUGUAAACCAACCAUGCCAUGUUCCAUUAAUUCAGUCUAUUUGUAAUGAACUGCAGACUAUGUAUUGCAUCACUUUUGAAACUGUUUAUACUGUAAUACAAUGAACUUUUCUCAUCUUCUAAA